Cinara cedri is the source of this 10570-nucleotide messenger RNA. The record is from the annotation of a GenBank genome assembly. NCBI's taxonomy places the organism in Eukaryota, Metazoa, Arthropoda, Insecta, Hemiptera, Aphididae.
AUGGGAGAUCGAGUCAAGUGGAAGUUUAGAGCGAGGGUGACCAACCCUAUAAAUAGUUGGAAUGAUGGUGAAGGAAAAAAAGAAUCUAUAAAACCAUAUAAGUAAUUUAAAAAAUCCGUUCAAAUAUUUCACGUUAUUUUACACGUAUUUUCACUCAAUGACGUCAUUUCAGUUUUUGUUAAACUAGGACAACCAAUAACUGAUUAGCUGACUCGACAAUUUUUUUAUACAGACUCUAAUAGAGCGUAAUAGGGAAGUAAGGGGGAGGGUUAAAUAAAUAUUCAGCUAGGUAUGUGAAAACGAAAUUCGUCUAAACUUUUUUCUAAAACACAAACUUCUAUCUAACAAACAUUAUAGAUAAAAAUCGCAGUUUUGUGUGUCUUAGCAUAUUUAUACAUAAAAUUCGUAUUUUAUUUAUUAGGUACGAUUAUUAUAUGAAUGUCCCUCGGUGUACUUUGUGAAUUUAAAUCGGCAAAUAAUAAUAUUAUAAUUUGUAUUACAGAAUGUAGUUAAACGCCUUAAAAUACGUGAUAGUAUGUGCAUUUCAUAAUGAUAUUGAAAUUUAAUAACCUAUGCAUUUAAAAAAUUAUAACUUAUAACUUAUAACACUUAAGUUAUAACCUUUAUACUUUUAUACCUUUUUACUAAUAAAAGUAAAAUAAAAAAAUAAUUUACAAAAUGCCCAAAAAUUACAGUAUUAAAAAGCAAGUCAAUUGGCUUGAUUUAAUGUACCUACAAAAAUAAGAUAUAAGUAUCUGUUAUACCGAAACGUCUAAAACGCAAUAAAAAAAACUCGAAUCGCCGCGAUAUGAUUAUCUUUUUUUUCGCUUAGGAGACAUAUACUAUUGUGGUUUUAUAGAGCAGGUAUACGCUAUACUGAUCAAUCGAUUAGUUUAGUAUAAUUAUACUGACCUAAUACUGUUGGACAGAAAACCAAAAUCGCCAAAUAUGUAAUAUUGUUGUGGACGUUACAAUUGUAUGCGCAGAAAAUGUAUUCGAAAUUCGAAAAUUAAUUCAUUAAGAACAAAAUAAUACGUAUAGGUAUAUAUACAGACAGCUUAAAAUACUUAAUUUUAAUUACCACAGCUGUAUAAUGUAGAUACUAUUACCAAGUGCACAAGUGAAAUGUCAAAAACACCUUUGUAAAAUAUAUAAAUAGGUAGGUAAUAUUCAAUUAUUCUACCUAUCGCCGCGGGCGACACACGAUUCCGCACAAUAUACUUUUUUACCUAUACGAUUCCGCACAUUUUCGUUAUGUACACAAAUCUUUUUGUUUUACCUUACAAUAAAGCAAUUCCGCAUAAAUAUAUAAUGCGACGUUGCCAUAAAAAACGUUUAUAAAAUAUACAAAUUAAUAUUAAUAAUAAUUGUUGGUAUAAUAAGAAAUAAUAAUUUUAAAAUUGCAUCGUAACCCAUAGGUAAAACAAAUUAAUCAAAGUUGAAGUUGCACCAUUAAAGCAAACACUUAUUAGUUCUGUGAAUGCCUCAUUUACUUCAUUACUUUCAAAAAAGGGUAAAGCGAAAAAUUGUUACGACACUCACUACGGCAACGACGCAUAGAAAUUGUGUACGGAAUCUUGGCAAAUACGAAAUCGUGAAUUACCAAUAUUAUGAAACCGUUGAAAAUGUUACAAUAAAACAAAUAUUAUCUUAACUCUUAAUUAAAUUCAGGAUUGAAUUACCUGUUAUAUUAAAAUUAAUAUUUUAGAUUCUGAGUGUAGGUAGUGAAAAAGCUAUUAAUUUUACUAAAAUGUGUUUUUUUCUCGGAAAACAUUUUCAGUUAAUAAAAAUGUAACGAAAAUUCUAUCUAUCUUAAUAAUUUCUAAAAUAAAAAAAAGAACGAUAGGUGGUAUACUUAAUAUUAUUAGGACAAGUACAGUGGUUUGCCCUGGAAUUUUCAAUGGGAGAGGAUAUCCGAUUUAGUAAAUAACAAUCAUGAUUUAUGAAUAAAUAGUAGAAUCUUCUUUUGUUAUACCUAACCCGACAACGGAAACAUAUAAGCCGGAUCCAAAAAACCAAUUUGGCAAUUCAUAUUCAAUAAAUCAUAUUUUUUUUCUUGUGACUUAGCUAAAAUAUAUAAUUUCAAGAUAAAAUUACAAAAUAAACAUUUAGUUUUAUAUUUUUAAGCCGAUACCCCCCCCCCUCUAUUGGCUAUAUUCCCCCCCUGGAUGUAAAUAUGUAACCCAUACCAUCCCUAUCCUAUGUACUAAUCUAGACAAAUAUUUUUUACACUACUAUUGUUAUUACAUUAUCAUAAUAUAAUAAAGGCUGAAAUUUCUCUCGAAAAACAAUGGUAAGGUAGUUGAGUGAUGAUAGAUUUUUGUCUCUCUGUCAAGAAGAAUUGAAUAUGAUCCCGCUGUGGGUCGUAAAAAUACAAUACAGGAAACAGGUAAGUAAGUAAUUAGAAAUUAUAACUAGGUCAAAAUGAGUCAAUGACAGAUCUAGUGGGUGUGGAUGAUCGUCUACCCCCCCCCUGUUCACUCUCUCCAAUAAACUCUUAGCUUUAUUCGUCAUUAAACUCACCAUCAUAUAUGUGUGCCUCAUUAUACUAUGACUUUACGAAAUAGCCCACACCCCCGUUAUCUCAUCCUGGGUCCACCCCCGAGAUGAGUAUACUUACUAAUAAGUGCAAUUACAAUUAUUAUUAUUAUUAUUAUUAUCGACGAGACGGUCCUGUUUAGCGUUUGCGAUCAAAAUAUACAUUAUUCAAAAGCCGUUCGGCUAUACCUAUAUAUAUGUAGGUAUACCUACCGACCCGAAAACAUUCGGUAGGUACCAACUACCUAGCUAUAAUAUUAUAAUACCUAUAUCUAUGGGAAUGCAAUGGGAUAAAUAUUCAAAAUGACCUCAGGUCAUUGGAAAGCCGCCAAUAUAACGGCUAUAAAUAUGCGCGUUUAAUACCCGAUAAUAUAUUAUUACUACACGCACUUUCGCGUUCUGACUCCUGGAUAAACUAUUAUACAUAUUAUUAUUGUACAUUUAAAAGGCCGAUUUAUCAAUCCAUGCCUACAAAGUCAAAUGGACGAUUACAAAUAUAUUAUACUAGUGCAGUCAUUGACGGGCAUACUGAUUUAUUAAAUUGUGACUAUGCUUUGGGUCGUCGGCACUGUCUACAGCCAUCUCAUGCCUUAAUUAUAAUAUUUAAAUUAAAUUAGUCUCUGAUUUUAGGUUGUAAACGUAUCGGACACAAGCUUUGUGUAUUUUCAGACUCUACUUACAUCCGUGAUUAUAUUAAGGUAGUGUUCACGUGUGAAUAUCUACACUUACCUAUGAUUUAAUAUAGACACCUACCUAGGUAAAAUAUUAUGAUCACGCGUGUUAUUAUUUGAAACGAACGUCAGUUUACUAUAAUAAUUAUUAUACUGUCACAUAAAUGUUAUCGUGACGCUAUGAAAUCGGCCAAAUCGGAUAUUCGUUUAAUUGAUAUUAGGUACAUUGUGACAUACCGAGCAUUUGGUAGGACGUAUGAUGUGACCUACCUGUAUUACCGGAGUUUAUAUAAUAAUUAUAUAUGACCUAGAUACCUAAACGAGAAGCAUUAACGCAUAGCACAGUUAUCUACACUAUGCUAGAUAAGGUACUUACGACACUUUACAUUAUGAUUAGUGAAUCACGGCGGCGCGUACUUAUCACACGGCCGCCAUUUUCUCGGAUGGUAAAACAAUAAUCUAUGCUUACGAAAUACGUACAAAAUUAAACUUUUUCGCUUUAUUGAAAAAAAUAUAUUCAACAUUUAUACGACGAAAACAAUUAUUUUUUCUAAAAUAUUUUUGUUACAUUGUUAAGUAGACGUUCUCACAUCGCAUGGAAGUUUUAUUUUAAUUAAAAGUAUUACAUGAGUACGCAAUUAGUUAACAUAGAAAUAUGUUGCAAACAUGAAAUGUUAAUAUUCAUUUUUCAUUUAUUAUAAAAUUAUUAUAUUUUAAGUUCUUACAAAUAAUGGUUUUUAGACAAUUUAGAAAAUGUGAAGGUUCAGAAACACUAAUUAUAAUUACCUAUUGAUUAUUAAAUAAUAUUAAUUUAAUGAGGACCCGACGUUAGCUAACAGAUUUGUCUGUUGAUUUGGCAAUAUAGUAUAAACGUAUUUUUUAGAUAUUGCAUUCAAAUUAUAGAUACUAAAUUUAAUUUAUGGUUUUUCUAGAAAACUAUCAUGUAAACAAUUUAAAUGUUUAAAAAUUGUAUUAUUAUAAACAUAGUUUUAAGCAUAAAUAACAAUUUAAGAAUUUAAACCUGAUUUUAAAGAUUUAAAAUUACUAGUGAAAUGAAUGAGAACUUUCAAUAAAUUUAAUAAUUUGCAUUACAUUGGGUGAACUUUUUACCGACCCUCCCCUAUUUUUAACGUCAACUAGAGUGGAGUAAGAAUGUUUUUGAUAAUAAUUAUGAUCAGUGGUGGUUUCUAGUAAAUUCUCAGUACAUAAGUAUAGGACAAUUUAUUUUUUUUAAAACGCUUCUUACUACAAAUCCAUUGAUACAGUAUAAAAUAUUGUCUUUCAAAACGUUAACAUUAUCAUUUUCUCAGGAAUUCAAGUCUGACAUUUUUUCAGACAUCAUCAACAUUUUCAUUCAAUUUUCUUUUAUUUCCAUCGCAUUUCAAAUAUACUGUCAUAACUAUCAUAACUAAUAUUAUCUAAUGCAAUACAAUUGGCAGCAUAAGAUGGAGUUACCAAAUUUCUUAAAAGCAAUUGUCUAAUAGCUGUUCGAAAUUCCAAAACAUUAGGAUUAUUAUUGUGCCCAAACCUUUGUAUAAUUUAAAAAAAAAAAAUAUUUCUAAGUGGUCUUGUGUAAGUUUAAUUGUUAAAACAUCUUUAUAUUUGGUAACAUUAAAUAGUUCUUUCGCUAAAUUUAAUGUUGAUUUUACAGCUAUUGCAAAUCCUAUAAAUAUAAAAUGCACAUUAUUUUUUUUUCGCUUUAUUGCUAAAAGUCAUUUUUUCAUCAAUUUCUCAUUAGAAUAUGGAAAUCUUAUAUUAUAAUAAAUAAUAAAUUAAUACUAUAUACAUAAUACGGUUUUAACUUGUGUUGCUAUAUGUAUUUAAAAUAGGUAGGCACUUACCGAAAAAAAUGUAUAAAUUGUCCUGGUUUAGACCCAUUUUAACAACCGUAUGCAAUACAUGAAAUUGGCAUAAUAUUCUAAUAUAGGUGUCUAAUGUAUAAAAUAAAAUAGAGUAUUUAAUAAUAUUAUUAUAUAUGUUGCCGCGUGUUUCUGUACACAACCUUCACAAGUCUUGUCAUCCGAGAAAAUGGCGGCCACUACAGCGGCGUAUUUCACUUGAUAACGGGAGUACGGUAUCUAGUGUAAUACAGAUAACUGAGACGAUAAUAGUGCAUAGACAUAGACAUGUCGUUUUCGCAAACCAUUAACCAAAAUAUAUAAACAUGUGUAAUAACGAAUAUAAUAAGGUUAAUGGCUAAGACACAGCUAUUUAAAAUACAGGUACCGACUUAUACUGAGAUCAGCGAAUCCGUUAAAUGACAUAUUAAACGAAUACCCAAAUUUUAGAUUACUCCCUCCCAUCUUCAAGUUUACCACCCUUAAAACAUUUAAUUAUUUUUUUGUAUACAGUUAGGUAUGUGUUCCUACCAUUAGUAACGUAGUAACCUAACGGGGUUGCCAACUAUUCAAUUUAAAAAAUUGGUUAUUUUUUCCAAUACGAGAAAAUUGCAUUCUUAUUUAGUUUGAUAAUUUUGGGAAUACCAUAUAAUAUCAUACUUUCUAUUCGCUUAUGUGAAAUAAGCUGUUUGCGUGAGGUUGCACAUCCGAUUUAUCUCCAUGAGAUAUUAAAAUGUCUUUCCUACAUAAUUUACAAUGACCACAACAAUUGUAAUUUUCGUUUUUUUAAAGCCUGCAGGCAUUAGGACUUAACCACGUUCCACGAAAAGUUCAAAGACGUUUUACCUUUUUUCGAUGGAGUACUUUAUUCUCCAGUAUCAUUAAUUUCAUAUAUGAUUAUAAUAUAGAUAGGUACCCAUCAAUCGAACACAUGUACAAUAUGAAAACGCAUAGCGCAGGUACUGACGGCUCAUUCCAAAAUAAAAUAUUUGUGCCCGUGUCAACGAAAUGACAAUUACAUGUUGUGAAAAAAUACAGAUUGAGUAAUAAUGAUAAUUUAGACACGCACUACUUAACAACGAUCGGUCAGAUUGAUACAUUUUAUCAACAGUUCAAUCGUUUGUACAAAUGUGGAAAAGAUAUUUGUAUACAAAUUAUUAUAUUCCCAAUGUCCCGGGGAAACUGUAUCCCGCAACAUCGAUCGGGACGCGGGAAAAAAAAACACGCAAAUCGCGAAUGUCCCGCUAAAAUCGGGACGGUUGGCAACCCCGGUACCUACCUAGCCAAACAAAUUUUGUGGAGGGUUUUAACUUUUAAGUUUGCAAUUUUCUUGGUUCUUAAACACGCACCUAUAAUUGACUCAAACGAGUCAACAAUCGAUUUGGGAUCAACAAUUUGGUGGUCGACAACAAUCGAGUGGGAGGUGGUAGAGAUUAUAGAUACGCGUCCAUAGGUACGCAUCGGACGGAUCGUAUGAAACGGAUCAAUUUAUGGUAGUGCGUCCACUGUAUACGUAGCGAUCGGAUUGCCUAAUUUUACAAAUACAAAACCGAUUUUGGUUUUUGGUGUAUCUUUAAAAGAAAUGACCGUAGAAUGUAGAUAUAUGACAUUUCGACUGAAUUUUUAUAUUAGCAUUUUCUAUACACGAUUAAAAUAUUUUGAUUUGUUUUGAACUGUUUACAGGCAUUUUAAGUUUCCAAUUUUUUUGUGUUUAUUAUUAAUAAACAUAAAAUAUUUAUUAUUGUUUACUUUAUUAUUUUAAAAUUUAAGUUAUGUUAACUUAUUAACUUAACUUAAUUCCUUCAGAUAAAAUUAACUUAACUCAUUUUCUCCAAGGUUAACUUAAAAUUAACGUAUUUUUUUUCACUUUUAUCAAUUAAGUUAAUUUUGAAUUUCAAAACCAGAAAAACAUUUUUGUUCAAUCCAAAGUUCGAUUACAAGUUCGUGGANAUAUAUUUUUAUUAAAAGAUAAGAACAUUUUGAGCACAAUAAUAGGGGUACCGGGAAACAAUAUUCGGAUCGUAUAAAUGACUAUAAGUCUAUAAUAGCCAAUAGGCAGUAAGUAUAUUAAUAGCAAUGAGUCCAUGAAUUAUAUUGUUAUUGUUGUGAAUAGUAGCCGUCUACUUUAUCUAAUAUAUAUAAAUAAAUAUGUUAUGUAUUAGUGUUAAUAGUAUUAUACAUUUUUCUUAUAUCCCUACGGCUUACUUCCAUGGAAACGACACUACUGUGUUAGCUGUUAGUGUUGAUAGUUGUUUUUGCAGUAUUGUGUAUUAUUUUACUUUUCGCAUUAUUAUUUAACUACAAAGGAUACAAAGCGCAAAGGAUCGACAUUUUUGUUUUGUCACACAAAUCACCAUUAUUGAUUAUUAAAUAUGGACGAUAAUUAUCCAAGUAAGUUAUAUUGAUUACAGAAAUAUUAUAAUAUUAUUAUCAAUAUAGUUAUAUAAAAUAAUACCUAUUGAACAAAUGAAUUAAUUAGGUUGGUAUAUUAUAGUACCUAUAUGUACCUAUAUGUACCUAUACAAUAUACGUACGUAUAUUGUCCAUAUACCAUAUACGUUUUUAGAACCCAGCUAUAUGGUUUAUAUUCAAAAAUAUAUUCUGUAAUACUUGAACUAAACAAGUAGAUAUUCAGGAUAUUUUACUAUUCCUUAAUUUUAGGAAUGUUUUAAUACUUUUCUUGAUAGUUUAAUAGUCUACUUCAUAUUAUGUUAUUGUUAUUACAAUUGAAAUUUUCAAUUUAUAUUCAAAUACCUAAAUUACUAAAUUAGUAAUUGUUUUGUAGGUGCUAUAUUAAAGUAUCUUUAUCUUUUCUUGUACAAUUGAUGAUUAGAAAACAAUAUUUAAUUAAUACAAACUAUAAAGUAAUUGUGUAAUAAACGAAGACUACCUGAUUCAUUGUUAAUAUUAAGUAUUAACAUUUUUUAUAUAAAGAAAUUUGUGAUUUAAGUUUUUAGUAAUGUAUCAUUAGGAUAUUUGCUUCCCGCGAUUAAUGCUUUUCAAAAAUCUUUAAGUGAAAUGAACAAUAUUAUUUUUUUACAAACCACUUGUGAAUGCUCUUCAACGAGGAUUAAAUAAAAGGUAAUAUUUCUGUUUAAAAUAGUACUUAACUAAGUAACUAAAUGCUUGAAAUGCUUAAGAAAAUGUUAAAAACAUAAUUUUGUGUUAAUUAAAUUAGGUAUUCGUAUUACAUAAUAAUUAAUAUACCAACACUAGAACCAGAAUUUUAAUUUUAUUUUUUAUUAACUAUAUUUUAAUAAAUGUAAAUACCAUGCAUUUUGUUUUAAAACUUUUAAUAAUUUAUGGUUCUUAGUAUCAAUAUUUUUGUCAAAAUAGUGGAAAAGUUAAAUGCUGUAUUCUAAUAUUGCCUCAAAAAGAUAAAUUAAAUUAAUUGUUAGAUAGUCAUUAUUUUAAUUUGUUUUAUACAUAAUUUGAUUAAUAUAUAUUUAAAAUAAGUAAAUAUAAAAAUUGUAUUGAAAUAACUUCAUAAAAUCAUUUAUAUUUUAAUUUUUAGAUUCAUGAUAUACAUGCAGUCCAAGAUGUGCCAAAUUGCAGCCUGUUUAGUUCCAAAAUUUAAAUUAAAUUGGGUUACACAAGAAGAACGGAACGGCAUUAAGAAUACUUUUAUAGAAGCUGUAGUUGAUUAUUCAACAACAGAAAUAAAUUCUCAAGAAUAUAAUCUACAAUCUACAUCUAGUGCUUUGUCUAGAGAAUGUNACAUACGUAUAUUGUCCAUAUGCCAUAUACGUUUUUAGAACCCAGCUAUAUGGUUUAUAUUCAAAAAUAUAUUCUGUAAUACUUGAACCAAACAGUAGAUAUUCAGGAUAUUUUACUAUUCCUUAAUUUUAGGAACGUGUUAAUACUUUUCUUGAUAGUUUUAUAGUCUACUUCAUAUUAUGUUAUUGUUAUUACAAUUUAAAUUUUCUUAAUUUGUAUUCAAAUACCUGAAUUACUAAAUUAGUAAUUGUUUUGUAGGUGCUAUGUUAAAGUAUCCUCAUCUUUUCUUGUACAAUGAUGAUUAGAAAACAAUAUUUAAUUAAUACAAACCAUUAAGCAAUUGUGUAAUAAACGGAGACUACCUGAUUCAUUGUUGAUAUUAAGUAUUAACAUUUUUUAUGUAAAGAAAUUUGUGAUUUAAGUUUUUAGUACAAAUCAAGAACACCAAGAAGAGAACAGAUCAAAUAAACUCAAAUGGCCACAUAAUUUUUAAUAAUAAAUAUUACAUUAAGACUUUUUUAUAGGUAUUGGAAUGAAUAAUUGCAAAUUUAAAAGACUAUUCAAUAAAAUAAUUAUUUAACAUUUGGUCAUUGUUCCACAGUGAAUUAUUAUUAUGUGAUAUUAUCAUUAUGAGUGACAAAUGAAUAAAACUACAAAAAUUAUCAUAAAUCUGACAUUUGAGUAUUUUAAAACCAUCUUAACAACGAAAUUUUAUCUAAAUACUUUUUUCUACAUUAAUGUAGGGUAAAAAAUUAGAAAACAUGCAUGGCUGAGGUUAAUUUAUUUGUUUUCAUUGUAAUGUUUAUUAAGUUUUGUAAAUUAUGAAUAGAAAUCUCUUACUUUGACACCUUACGAAUUUUUAUUUUUUUCUUGUAAUUAACUUAACUUAUUAAUUAAAAUUAAGUUAAGUUAACCAAAUUUGUUAACUUAAUCUUUAACUUAAUUGGUGUGAUUACCAUAUUAACUUAAUUGGUAACUUAACUUAAAUUAGUUAAAAAAUUCAUUAACUUGCCCAGGCCUGUGAAGAAGUAUGGAGAGAAUCGGAAGAAGGUUUUCGUGAAAAAUGGAAUUUUCCUAACGCGAUUACUGCCAUUGAUGGAAAAUACGUGUUGAUACAGGCACCACCUCACAGUGGAUCAAAUUAUUUUUGUUAUAAAAAACACUUUAGUACGGUGCUAUUAGCCUUAGUGGAUGCAAAUUAUAAAUUCAUACUCGUAGAUAUUGGGGCUUUUGGUAAAAACUCUGAUGCUAGCAUUUUGCGAAAUUCUAAUUUGGGUAAAGGCUUACAGAACGGAACACUAAAUAUACCUUCACCAAAAAUACUACCAGGGGGCAACGACGUAUUACCUCACGUCAUAAUUGGUGAUGAAGCGUUCCCAUUAUGCACGAAUUUAAUGCGACCAUACUCACGCGACGAUGCACAAAGAAACGAAGAAAAAAAAGUGUUUGACUAUCGGUUGAGUCGUGCUAGAAAUACUGUGGAAAAUACGUUUGGAAUAUUGGCACGGAAAUUUAGAAUUUUCGAACGUAAAUUGUCCUAUGUCUCAAGAACACAUUAUGAGUGUGGUAAUGGCUACAUGCUGCUUGCACAACUUUCUAAGAAAUGACACGUGUCACUGGACAGAAAAUGAUUUGAAUAUUUUUAUUUCCAACAUGAGAGGACUGCAAGACUCAAGAAAUAUAGGUGGAAAUUCGAAAACAGAUGCUCUAGCAGUUAGGGAUGGUUUCAAAAGUUAUUUCAAUUCAGCAGCGGGGUCAGUAGAAUGGCAAUUAAGGAGUGUUCGAGCUGGGAGGAGGUUCACGUGA